Lactuca saligna is the source of this 597-nucleotide messenger RNA. Lineage: Eukaryota; Viridiplantae; Streptophyta; Magnoliopsida; Asterales; Asteraceae. The record is from the annotation of a GenBank genome assembly.
AUGUUUGUGGACAUUGUGGACUACUUUGUUGGCACUGCUGUAGGGGUGGAUAGCAAUCUCCAUGAAGAAGCUGACUUAGUUGUUGAACAUGGAAAACCGGUAAAUGACCAUAACACCCCUGAUCUAAAUUUUCCAGACACUGUUGUCCCUGGCAUGCCUGAAUUUGAUCGGAAACUUGGUGCACCUGCAAAAAGGUUCAGCCCACCAUCAGCAGGGGAUUGUUCGACCUUUUCUCAUAUACCUUUUAAUUCGGUUAUGAUGGCUCCGUUGGUGACCUUGCAGAAGAAGGUGUAUAUGUCAAUACUAAGAAGAGAGCUUCCUAAGCUUCUAGGAUUGUCUUUUGGAACUUGUAGUCAUCAAUCCUUGGAGAAUAUUGUUACACAACUACGUAAAGCAGGUAGUCAUCCUCACCUCUUUGCUGGUAUAGAGCCAGAACCAUAUGAAGAGGGUGAACACUUGGUUCAGGCAAGUGGAAAACUGGUAGUCUUAGACCAGCUACUUCAGAAGCUACAUACGUCUGGACACCGUGUUCUUCUGUUUGCACAGAUGACACAUACACUUGAUGUCUUACAGGUUUACUUCAUUAUCUUUUUAUAA